Closterium sp. NIES-67 is the source of this 5170-nucleotide messenger RNA. The record is from the annotation of a GenBank genome assembly. Lineage: Eukaryota; Viridiplantae; Streptophyta; Zygnematophyceae; Desmidiales; Closteriaceae.
UUAGCAGCAGGCACUACCAACGCAGAGGCAGACACCGCUACCGCUUGGUGAUCAUGCUUAGUAGGUAAAAUCGAGGAUUAGUAGAAAGACGGACGACGGAUGCCAUUACGGCAUGGUGCGGAUCGUUUUCAGGUAGAAUCGAGGGCUACCUACCUACGCCUUAGGUUAGGCCAUCAGUCUUCGUCUACUGCUUCACGUCAGCGUGCAUGUUUGUCGUCUGUCGUUCCGUGCUGACUCGCCUGGCGAACCGUUAACUGUCAGUUACAUCGUCACCUUCUGCGUCGUUUAUGAUCGCCGAGAGCUACUGUCGGCAAUCGGUUGGUUGUGGUCGGUCGGACCGUGCAGCGUACGGAGACGCACGAGGCAGGAGUGCAUUCGGCGUUCGUGCAAUCAGCGUCAAGUUGUUUGGAAUUCUAGAUAACUCUGUAGAUCAGCGGGCAUGGCGGUUUCGUUCGAGAGCGACGACUACAAGCAAGGCGUGCCCGAGAACCUCGAGAACCUCGUCGCGCCUCACAUCGACUCCUUUGACUAUUUCGUCGAGCGCGGGUUACCAGAAGCCGUUCGCCUGAUUCGCCCGGUGGAAGUGCAUGACUCGUUCAGGAAGCUCAGAUUCUACUUGUGGUGGGAAAACCCGAGCAUCACGAAGCCUUUUAGCGAGGAUGGCCAGCACCGACCCGUUUACCCAUCAGAGUGCCGGCAAUCAGGCGGCACGUACCGAGGCGAUUUCCGCAUUGAUCUCUGCGUCUCCUACUUCGACGAUGACGAUGACGUUGCAGAUGCUGACGUGGCCAAGGGCCCCAUGCAGCGCCAGCAGAUCAGCCUGGGGAGGAUGCCGAUCAUGGUCAAGUCCAGUGCGUGCCACCUGCGCAACCUCACGCAGGAGCAGCUCGUGCGGCGCAAGGAGGAGAGCAUCGAACUGGGCGGCUACUUCAUCUGCAACGGCUUUGAGCGUCUGCUGCGCCUGCUCAUCGCUCCCCGCCGCAACUAUGUGAUGAAUCUGCGGCGCCCAUCACUGCUGAAGAAAGGGCUCAACUUCUCAGACAUGGCCACCAUUAUCCGGUGUGUGCGCACGGACCAGUCAGCAAUAACCAACAAGCUCAUCUACGUCAACGACGGCAAUGCUUGCUUCAGCUUCUCCCUGCGGAGGCAAGAGUACUUCAUUCCUGUGGGAAUCAUUCUCAAGUGCCUAAUGGACGUCUCAGAUGCGGAGCUGUACGAGCAUCUGACGGCCAUCCUGACAGCAGAGCAAGCUGCAGCCGACACCCCAGAGAACGACGACCAGCAAAGCACUCUGGCUGAAACAGCACUAGUUACUGCUGGUGUUGGUGCUGCUGGUGUUGUUGCUGCUGCUGCUGCUGGUGCUGCUGCUGGUGGUGAAACCUCCUCUGCCUCCGCCUCUGCAUCAGCAGCAGCGGCAGCGAAGCUAGGAACGCAGUUUGUGAGGGAGAGGGCGCUGGUGCUGCUGAGCCAUCCGCACAGGCUGGGCCUCUUCACGCGCAUGGAGUGCCUGGCGUACCUGGGGAAGAACUUCCGCCCCGCCAUGGACGUGUUGGAGAGCAAGUCCGACGCCUAUGUGGGCCAGCAGGUGAUCUCGGAAUACGUGCUCGUGCACCUCGACAAGCCCAAGGACAAGCUCAGGCUGCUCGUGUUCAUGCUGCAGAAGCUGUGGUCGUUUGUGGACGGGCUGUCGCAGGAGGACAACCAGGACACACUCAUGCACCACGAGCUGUACCUUCCGGGCCAUAUUCUCAACAUCUUUGUCAAGGAGAAGCUCCAGGGUUACCUCCAGAAGAUCCAAAACCAUGCCGCCCAGGAGCUCGUCAACAACCCCACCACGACGGAUCUCCGCGCCUCCAACUGGCUGCGCCGCCUCAUCGAGAGCGGCGGGGCGGGCGGCGCCGCCAGCCGGUCCGGGGCGGCAGGGGCGGGCGGCGGGGUCGGGCUGGGGAUGGCAUAUCUAGGGAAGGACAUCGAGUACAUGUUGAACACGGGGAACCUGAGCAGCCCAUCGGGGCUGGACCUGUCGCAGCGGACGGGGCUCACGAUCAUGGCGGAUAAGCUCAACUGGCACCGCUACCUCUCGCACUUCCGAUCCGUGCAUCGAGGAGCGUUCUUCUCGACGCUGCGGACGACCACUGUGCGCAAGCUGCUGCCAGAGUCCUGGGGCUUCAUGUGCCCUGUGCACACGCCAGACGGGGCCCCCUGCGGUCUGCUCAACCACCUUGCAGCACCCUGCACAGUCGCCACCGACCUCACCCCUCCUCCCCUCUCCUCCUCCUCUUCCUCCUCCGCCCUCCUCCCCUCCACCCCCCGCUCCCCGCACCUCCCCCACACGCCUUCCACCCCUGCUGCAACCCCCGGAGCGGUUGUUCUAGCCUCCGGGCUAGGCUCGGGGGUAGGUGCGGUGAAAUCGCGAGACGCGGUUGGCCGCGCGGUGCUGCGGUGCUUGGCGCCGUUUGGGCUGGCGGCGGUGGGAGCGGGGGUGCCGCCUCCUGGGCCCCCUCCUGUGUUUCUGAUAGUGAUUGUGGAUGGGUGUGUGUUGGGGCACAUACAUGCGGACAUGGCACCUGGUGCUGUGAAGCACCUGAGGUGCCUCAAGGCGACUGGAGAAGCAGGGAUCCCUCGUGACCUCGAGGUUGCCUUCAUCCCCUUCUCCCAGCAAGGAACCUUCCCCGGGAUCUUCCUCUUCUCUGCACCGGCGCGCUUCGUCCGCCCUGUCAGGCAGCUGCCGUCACUCAACCCCAAGGCUACGGCAGCAGCACCCACGUUUGAGCUGAUUGGCAGUCUGGAGCAGGUCUUUCUCGAUGUGCUCUGCCCUGAUGGCUCGUCCUCCUCUCCCACCCGAUCCGGCCAAGCCUCGACGACAGGCUCGGCGACGCACGAGGAGGUUCGGCCGACGGACAUCCUGAGUGUGAUGGCGAGCCUGACUCCCUGGUCCGACUACAACCAGAGCCCGCGCAACAUGUACCAGUGCCAGAUGGGCAAGCAGACCAUGGGCAUGCCGCUGCACUCCUUCCCCUUCCGCAACGACAACAAGCUCUACCGCCUGCAGACGCCCCAGACGCCCAUCGCGCGCACCACAGCCUACGACGACUAUGCCAUGGAUAACUUCCCCACAGGGGCUAAUGCUGUGGUGGCUGUGCUGGCUUAUACCGGGUACGACAUGGAGGACGCGAUGAUCAUCAACAAGUCGUCCAUGGAGAGGGGCUUUGGCCACGGGUACAUCUACAAGAACGAGCUGAUCGACGCCUCCCAGGGCGCGUCAGCAUCACGCGGGGCCAGAUUCACGCCCUCGGGGCUGCCGGUGCAGAUGCUGGGGCGCCCUGCCAACAGUAGACGCUUCCAGAAGCCCUCCAUUGACUCGGAUGGCUUGCCCCGGCCUGGCGAGCACAUUUCGAGUGGCGAUGUGUAUGCAUGCACCAUUAACACGGUGACCGGCAAGGCGGACGAGACGAAGCUCAAGGGGUCGGAGGAUGCGAUCAUCGACGCUGUCACCGUCAUUGGCACCGGGCCAAAGACUGCUCUCACCAAGGCAUCUGUUCGACUGAGGUUCGGUCGCAUGCCCCAGAUAGGAGACAAGUUCAGCAGCCGCCACGGGCAGAAGGGAGUGCUGUCGCAGCUGUGGCCCGACGUCGAUAUGCCCUUCGCGUCGUCCUCCGGCAUGCGUCCGGACAUCAUCAUCAACCCCCAUGCCUUUCCAUCCCGCAUGACCAUCGGCAUGCUCGUCGAAUCCGUUGCUGCUAAGAGCGGCGCGCUGCACGGCAACUUCGUGGACGCCUCGCCCUUCCGCCCAUCCACUCUGAACCCCCCUCCGCUCACCAUGAGCCUCAAGUCCCGCCAGCCCGCCACACGACGUGGCGGCUCCCGAAUGGCCCGCUCCUCCGUGGCUGCUUCGCCAGCUGUCUCCACCCCUGUUCCCCACUCCAAGCUGCAGCGGCCUGUGGGUGUCCCUGCCACCCCUGCCACCCCUGCCACUCCUGCUGCUGGUGCUGCCGGUGGUGCUGGGAAGGGGGCUGGGAGCUUUACCCCCUUGGAUCUCCCCAACCCUGUUUCGUCUGCCAAGCCUGGGCAGACCGCCAAGGCUGCUGCCACACCUGCAGGACCGGCAGCAGCAGCAGCAGCAGGUGCGGGCUGCGAAUCAAAUCUGCCGCAGAAUCGCGGGGAUCUGGUGGACACUUUCGGGCGGCAGCUGGUGUCAAAGGGGUUCAGCUACUACGGCACAGAGACCAUGUACAGCGGGGUAUAUGGCACGGAGAUGGAGUGCGACAUCUACCUCGGGGUAGUCUACUACCAGCGACUCAGGCACAUGGUGUCAGAUAAAUUCCAAGUACGGUCCACCGGGCCUGUAAACCCACUCACACAGCAGCCGGUGAAGGGGCGCAGUAGGGGCGGUGGAGUGCGGUUCGGAGAGAUGGAGCGCGAUGCAAUGCUCUCCCACGGCGCGGCCUUCCUCCUGCAUGACAGGCUCCACACGUGCUCCGACUACCAUACCACUGAUGUCUGCUCUCUUUGCGGAUCCCUGCUUGCCCCGGCCCUGGCGCUGCCCCGAGGCGGGGCGGCAGGUUCGGAUGCAGCUGCGGCGCUAGGGUUGGGGCUGGGCGUGGGGGUGGGGUAUGGCACGGUGGGUGGCGAGCUGAGGCAGAAAAAGAUGGUGUGUCGGGUGUGUGGCACGGGGAGGGGAGUGGUGCGCGUGGCGAUGCCGUUUGUGUUCAAGUAUUUGGCGGCUGAGCUAGCUGCAAUGAACAUCAAGCUCACUCUGGGGGUGUGAGGGGUGUGAGAUGGCAUGGCUCUGUUGUGUUGUGUGACACUGCUGGGGCGCACGGGCCGUGCCUGACAUUGGUUCGCGCGUGGCGAUGCCAUUUGUGUUCAAGUACCUGGCUGCUGAGCUGGCUGCAAUGAACAUCAAGCUCACGCUGGGUGUGGAGUGACAACGUAGGGGUGUGAAGGUGUGGGGGUGGUGGUGUUGAAAGAAGCUAAGCCUAGGAGCUAGUUAGGCAUGAGAAAUGUCGAGGUUUUAGCUAGGGAGAAAAGUGACAAGAGAAAAGAGGGUUGGACUAGAAGAGAGAGAUACAAGAAGGGUGGUGUACCCUCUACAAUAGGAUCUAGUAUUGUGGCACACCUAACCUACCAAGCCUACACAAUUAUCUAUCAAUAAUAUAUAUAAGUUGAC